AUGUCGGACAACCCAGAUAAAUCCCCUUUACUAUCUCAUUCGCAACGCCCUGGUUCUCCAAUCCCGUCCAUUCGGUCUGGUUCCCCAGCCCCUGGCUCCCUUCCAAGGCAUAUUACAACAGCCCGCCUUGCUACACCCAUCCCAUCGUCAUUUGAUGGACAGAGCCAGAGCCAAAGCCAAAGCCCCCGGGCAAUUCCUAUUUCAAAUGGGUUAUCGUUGGAGCAAAUCACCCUUCCCCCUAGGGCUCAUGCGUUCUCACUCCAUGGUCCGGGUCAUUCCGCUUUAGCAUCUGCUCUACAGCACGAUUCCGUACAGGGAAAGCCCUCAGGGAACACCUCUCCCCCUUCAACAAAAUCCGAUUCGCCUCCUUUGCCCCCUGCGAAAUCGACGUAUGGGUCCUUCGAUGCCAGAUCCGGUAAAGACGGUGGAUCAGACCAAGGUGCCGGGACGAUGGAAAACCCAGAUAUAGUAAGGAAGCAUUUGGUUCAGCCGCAGCAUGACUCGGAUAACCGUGCGUCAGGACAGAGUUCGGACUCUUCGAGGAAUGCGGGACCGAAUGAGGAGUUUUCUAGUCUUCAACUCCAGGGGGGGGAUAUUACAAGACCUAUCUAUCGUUGGGCUGAGGAACUAGCUGGAAAGGGCACCAAUGGUUCUCGUCGCAGACGCAGUUUUGAUAUAGCUCGACCAGAGCCCGAGAGUGAGGUCCUGGACAUCAAUACGAUCAAAGUUCCUGGAGGUUUCCGGAGAGAUUUUCUCCGUCGUGUUGCUGGUCCCGGGGAUUUACAAGAUCUUCACGCCGCUGAACAAGGUGAACAUCAAAACGGUAGACCAGUUCUACUUACGAACAAUUUCCUAGAGUUCCUGACUCUAUAUGGCCACUUUGCAGGAGAGGAAUUGGAAGAGGACGACGAGGCACUGGGACCGGAUGAGUACUUUGCCCCUGACCUAUGGAGUCAUCGGGAGUCAAUGAGAGAUGAGGAUAGAAGAUUGCUGGCAGAAGAGGAACCUCUCCUCCGCCCAGAGACUCCUGGAAAACCCCGUAGACCCAAAGAACGCACUAAACAACCGAACACCACCUCAACAGGAGCAAUGCUUCUCCUUCUGAAAUCGUUCGUUGGGACGGGGGUUUUGUUCCUGCCAAGAGCUUUCAUGAAUGGAGGAAUGCUUUUCAGCUCUGUGGUGCUCGUUUCCGUGUCCCUCCUUAGCUACUACUGCUUUAUACUCCUUGUCAACACGCGACUAAAAAUACAUGGGUCAUUCGGUGAUAUUGGUGGCGUGCUCUACGGCAAACACAUGAGACGGAUCAUUCUAGGAUCCAUUGUCCUCAGCCAACUUGGUUUUGUGUCUGCAUAUAUUGUCUUCGUUUCCCAAAACCUACAAGCGUUUGUUCUUGCUGUGAGCAAGUGCAAAACUUAUAUCGACAUCAAGCUCAUGAUAUUGAUACAAUUAGUUGUUUUCCUACCUCUCUCCUUAAUCCGUGAUAUCAGUAAACUAGGGUUUACAGCUCUCAUUGCGGAUGUUUUCAUCCUAAUGGGCAUUAUCUACCUAUACGUCUAUGGCGUUGAGACAAUCGUCGACAAUGGCGGCGUUGCAGACAUCAAACCAUUCAAUCCCGUGAGCUGGACUCUAUUUAUCGGCACCGCCAUCUUCACAUAUGAAGGCGUCGGCCUCAUCAUACCCAUCCAGGAAUCCAUGAAGAAGCCUCAAAAGUUCCCUGGCGUCCUGGCCUUCGUGAUGUUUAUGAUAACCGCCGUAUUUCUCUCGAUGGGAGUGCUUGGCUACGCCGCUUUCGGCUCCAAGACUGAAACCGUCGUCUUACUUAACCUGCCGCAGGAUAGUAAGGUGGUUAACGGGAUCCAAUUCCUGUAUUCUUUGGCGAUUCUUCUCAGCACACCGCUCCAACUUUUCCCCGCGAUCCGAAUCUUGGAAAACGAGCUGUUCACCCGCAGCGGGAAAUAUAACCCAGGCAUCAAAUGGAAGAAGAACGGGUUUCGGUCCCUCCUAGUCGUGUUUUGCGCUCUCGUUGCAUGGGGUGGUGCAGCAGAUUUAGAUAAAUUUGUUGCGCUCGUCGGGAGCUUCGCCUGCGUACCAUUAGUUUACGUGUAUCCUCCAAUGCUACAUCUCAAAGCUGUUUCGACAACCGCGCGCCAGAGAUAUGCAGACAUCGGCCUCGCAGUAUUCGGCAUGAUCGGGUGUGUCUACACCACCGUCCUCACCGUUUCAAAUUGGGCCGCGGGCGAAUCUUCUGGAAACCCUCGUCAUUGUUCCAUAUAA
This is a messenger RNA of Histoplasma capsulatum G186AR, 2274 nucleotides long. Its product is annotated as vacuolar amino acid transporter 3. Lineage: Eukaryota; Fungi; Ascomycota; Eurotiomycetes; Onygenales; Ajellomycetaceae. Gene Ontology annotation, biological process: amino acid transmembrane transport. Gene Ontology annotation, molecular function: amino acid transmembrane transporter activity. The transcript is spliced from 2 exons. The record is from RefSeq and is a predicted model, not a curated record. Bases 1 to 2274 code for a protein of 757 amino acids.